Messenger RNA from Sander lucioperca (pikeperch), 3081 nucleotides. Its product is annotated as von Willebrand factor A domain-containing protein 7-like. The record is from RefSeq and is a predicted model, not a curated record. The coding region runs from base 141 to 3029 and encodes 962 amino acids. NCBI's taxonomy places the organism in Eukaryota, Metazoa, Chordata, Actinopteri, Perciformes, Percidae. The transcript has 16 exons.
CUCAUGUUGUUAUAAUGAAAGGCAACAGGUCAAACCCAUCCAGCACACUAAUGACUCCACCCUGAACAGUGAGCAUUAUAAAUUAAGUUGUCACAAUAGAUAGUCUACCAGACAACAUCAAGACCUAAGGUUGUAUAGCCAUGUCUGGGUUGGCAGCGUUGUGUUUCCUACUUCUGCAGACUGGAGCCUUCGGGUUUGGUAUAAAACUAUUUAACAUAUUCAGAGGAAACUCUCUGAUUCAUGAGGAUAUCACUGAGAGAGCGAUCUUAAAUGUCACUGUGCAUGUGUGCCGCGCUUUGGCCCUGGCUGAGGGCAAAGACUUCACUUUUCCUCCUUUGACUCCUAAUGCUGUUGCUGCUGCCUGUGAAGCAUCAAAAUCAUCCAAAAGCUUUUGCAAAGCCAUCAAAUUAAUCCAAAAAAAGAAUCGUGGAGUAGACAUGUUUAGUUUCUACCUGGCGCCCUACCACUUUGACGAUGAAACAUUUUCAGAGGGAAGGAAUAUCAUCACAAACGGAUUAUCAGCUGUGAAGGCCAGUAACAAGCGAGAAAACUUUGAGACAGCGAGAGAACAACUGGGAAAGAUCUUACACCCUUUACAGGAUUUCUACAGUCAUAGUAACUGGGUGGAAAUGGGAAACAAACUCCCAAACUCCAAUCUCAUCAGAUCAUUAACCAGCAUUGGUAACAUAGCAGAUAAAAGCAGAGCAACCUGUCGCAACUGUAAUGGUAAUGACUGCAGUGACAACAUUUUGGAGGAUAUCCUACGGGAUAAGAUACUUACCUCGGGAUAUUUUAGUCUUGUGCCUUUUUUUUCCACCAAACCAAAAGGAAAAUGCAGCCAUGGAGGUGGAUUUGAUCGAACAAGUAACAUCGAACCUAAAGGUGGGAUCAACAAAGACACUUUCGGAGCCAGCCACGGAUACCUCCACAUGACAGCAGCAAACAUGGCGAUAGCUGCAACCAGUGAGCUACUAGAGGACAUUCGAGGAGCUGCUGGUGACAAAACUUUCCUCCAGAUGAUGGGAAUCUCCAAAGGUAAAGCUCUUUGUUUCGUGAUCGACACGACAGGAAGCAUGGGUGAUGACAUUGAAGCAGUGAAGACCGUCACUUCCUCUAUUAUCAACACUAAAGUGGGAACAGAAGAUGAGCCCCCAGUUUACAUUCUUGUACCUUUCAAUGAUCCAGAUUUUGGGCCACUGAUAAGGACUACAGACCCAAAUGUCUUUAAGAGGGCUAUUAAUGCACUAUCUGCAGCCGGUGGAGGAGAUAUUCCGGAAUUGAGUCUUUCAGGGCUUCAGCUGGCUUUAACUGGUGCUCCUCCUAAUUCUGAGAUCUUCCUCUUCACUGAUGCACCUGCUAAAGACCAACACCUGAAAAGCACAGUGAUCGCACUCAUAGAGCGAACCAAAUCCGUGGUGAACUUCAUGAUUACUAACGUACUGGGAUUUCGUCGUCGGAAACGGAGUGAUGACAGCCAAGAACAAGACCAACAAAACAGUCGGAUGGUGACCUCAGAUGCCCAGGUGUACAGAGACCUGGCUCAGGCUUCAGGAGGUCUGGCUAUUCAAGUCACAAAGAGGGAGCUUCUUAUGGCCACUAGCAUAAUAACAGAGUCCUCCAGCUCCUCUCUGGUGACCCUUGUGCAAGCAUCCAGGAGUCCAGGAAAGGCCGAAAAUUUCACCUUUACAGUUGAUGAGUCAGUAAGAAACCUCACAGUUUACAUCACUGGGAGGUCUGUCACCUUUAUUCUCAUCAGUCCCUCAGGUGUGUUUCAGGAAAGCACUAACACCACAGGAUCAUUGAUUACUGCAUCCCAGGCAGUGGGAAACUUCAUGACUCUGCAGCUAAAAACACAAGCUGGACUGUGGGAAAUUAAAAUGGUGUCAACAAAUCCCUACAUUCUGAAGGUCGUAGGUGAAAGUCCCAUUGACUUCCUGUUUGACUUUCUGGAGGUAUCCCAGGGCCCACUUGGAGGUUUUGAUGUUGUAAACAAUCGUCCCAGAUCUGGUGUUAAUGGUAGCCUGAUCGUGACCGUAAUUGGGAGUGACUCCGCCACGGUGACAGAAGUCAUUCUGGUUGCUUCAUCUGGGUCAGGAGAGGUUAAUGGCAGCGUGGAGGCUCAGGGUGGAGGAGACUUCUUAGCUCGGUUUGACAGGAUACCAGCAGAGGAGUUUGUGGUGCUUGUGAAGGGGCAGAACAGCAAUAGUUCCUCCAGAGCAUCCUCAGGAAUUUUCCAAAGGCAGUCAUCCACCAACAUCCGAGCAUCUACUGUUUCUGUUACUUCUCCUGAUUCAAACAGCGUCUUAGUACCAGGAACACCUCUUUCAGUUCCCUUCUCUGUGAUGACGAGCGGUGCAGGAGGAAACUUCACCAUCCAAGCUACCAAUGACCAAGGUUUUGAUUCAACUUUUCCGUCCAAUUUAAUCCUGGAAACUGGAGGUAGUGCUAAUGGUACAGUGAACCUCACGGCACCUUCUAACACCCCGUCUGGUACUGACGUCACCCUGACUGUUGAGGCCUUAGCUCCUGGAGGCACAGACACCAACUAUGUCGUGCUGCAUUUCACUGUCCUUAAAACGGUAACUGAUUUCACUUCGCCGGUUUGUCAGCUGCUCAGCCUGCAGUCUAACUGCUCUGAUAACUGUAUCUUAUCAAUGUGGGAGCUCUCUGUUCGUGUGACUGAUGGGGCUGAAGGGACGGGUGUCAACCGUGUUAGCCUCAGACAGGGCAACGGGACCUUGAACACCAGCCGUUCUGCUGGUAACGAGAACAUAACGCUGGUUUCCUACAAUGCAUCUUGCUGUUCGCCUGAUGUGGAGCUGCUGGUUGUGGAUGGAGUGGGUAAUGUAGCCUCCUGUUUCUACAGCGUCCUGAAAACAACACCAACAGUCACCAGCAGCUCACAAGCAACCACCAAUAGUCCACGUCCAACAGCGGUUGUGUCUUUGUCUAACAGAGCUGCUCAGUCUCUUCUUCUUUGCUUAGGCAUCACAAUCCUUGGAAUCAACUUACCAAUGGGGAACAACUGAGCAUUUACAUAGUGUGAGGAAGAGUUACAUUUUAAAAUGAUUUUUUGGCUUU